UUUUGUUCUGUGGAUGUAAGAGCUCGCUGCUGAGGCGAACCCUCUGGCAGGAUGAGCCUCUCUCUGACUGCCUCUGUGAAGACGCUUCCCCGCGAUGGGCUUCUGUCUCACCUGGUGGCCCUGGACCAGCAUCAGCUGGAGGAAUUCAAGCUCGGCCUCCAGUCUCAGCAGCUGCUGCUCGAGAACUCCCGGCCCCUCCCCUGGGCAGACGUGAAAGCAGCUGACCCCUUGAACCUGUACCUGCUUUUGGGAGAACACUUCUCAGAACGGCAGGCAUGGGAGGUGGCCCUCAGCAUCUUCAAGAGCAUGAACCUCACUUCACUCUGGGAGAAAGUUAGGGCAGAGAUGGCAGGGACUGUGCAGGCCCAGGGGCCCCAAGAUCCGAAGCAAGGAGACCCAGAGGUGUCAGAAGAAGCAGCAGAACACAGAUACCGCCACAGAGAGAGGAUGAAGGCUAAAAUAUUGGCGAUGUGGGACAACACCUCCUGGCCCGAGGACCAUAUCUAUGUCCGUAACAUGACCGAACAGGAACACGAAGAACUGCAGAACCUCCUGGAUCCCAACAGAACUGGAACCCAGGCCCAGACGAUAGUCCUGGAAGGGAGGGCGGGGGUUGGGAAGACCACCCUGGCAGUGAAGGCCAUGCUGCACUGGGCGUGUGGCUUGCUCUUUGAGCACAAGUUCUCCUACGUUUUCUACCUCAGCUGCCACGCAAUGAGAGGCGUGACGGAAACCAGCUUUGCUGAGCUGCUUUCUUGGGACUGGCCCAACUCUCAGGCCCCCAUUGAAGAAUUCAUGUCUCGGCCUGAGAGGCUCCUGUUCAUUGUUGACGGCUUUGAGGAAAUGAGCAUACCGGAGGCAUCUGACAGCCCACCAUGCACCGACUGGUACCAGAAGCUCCCCGUGAACAAAAUCCUAUUCAGUCUGUUGAAGAAGCACUUGGUUCCCUUUGCCACUUUGCUGAUAACAACCAGGAUCUUGAGUACAAACCAUCUUAAGGGCUUGUUGGUGAAUCCAUGCUGUGUACAAAUUGUAGGGUUCACAGACAAAGACCAGGAGGAGUAUUUCAUCAGGUACUUCAGUGACCAGAAAGAAGCCAGGAAAAUCUUGCAUUGGAUAAGAAAAAACGAAACUCUCUUUAAUUCCUGGUGUCCCCCCAUGAUGUGCUGGGCCGAGCCCAUGAUGUGCUGGGCCGUGUGUUCCAGCCUGAAGCAGCAGAAGGCGAGACGCGACCUCCAGCUGGUCGCCCGGACCACCACCAGUCUGUAUGCUUGCUUCGUCUCCAGCUUGUUCUCAGUGGCAGAGGUGAGUUGGGCAGAUCGGAGCUGGCCCAGGCAGUGGAGGGCCCUCUGUGCUCUGGCUGCGGAGGGGAUGUGGAAUGCAGCCUUCACGUUUGGAAAAGAGGACAGCCGGUAUCGGUGCCUGGAAGCACCUUUCCUCGACUCUCUCUUCAAGUUCAGCAUUCUUCAGAAGGUCAGUGACUGCGAAGAUUGUGUCACUUUCACUCACGCGAGCUUCCAGGAGUUUUUUGCAGCCAUGUUCUACGUGCUAGAGGGAACUGAAGGCUCUCUGGGCCACUCCACGAAGUACCAGGAGAUGAAGACAGUGCUCAGCUCUGUUCUGGUUAACAGAAGCAUCUAUUGGACUCCAAUGGUUCGUCUCCUCUUUGGUCUUUUAAAUCAAGACCUAGCAAGAAAACUGGAGGGUACUUUGCAUUGUAAGGUGUCUCUGCAGAUAAUGGAGGACUUACUAGAGUGGGAAGAAGAGCUGCAUGAACCGGAGAUGGUCUCGGUCCCGUUCGAUGUCCUACAGUUCUUUCACUGCCUCCACGAGACUCAGGAGGAAGACUUCGUAAAGAUGAUGUUGGGCCACAUUUUUGAAGCUGACCUCGAUCUUUCUGGGAACAUGGAACUCCGUGUCUCUGCGUUUUGCCUGAAGCACUGUGGGAGGCUGAACAAGCUGAGGCUCUCGGUCAGCGGUCCCAUUUUUCAAAGGGUUUCUGAUGUGGAAACCGCAGAGGCAGGCAGAAUCGACUCCAUGCACCAGUGGGAGGAGCUUUGCUCUGCGUUUGGUGCCAACAGGAGCGUGAGCGAGCUCGACCUGAGCAACAGCAAGCUAAACCCCGCGUCCAUGAGGAGUCUCUGUCACGCCCUGAGAAGUCCACGGUGCAGACUCCAGAAGCUGACGUGCAAGUCUGUCACUCCCGUGACGGUCCUGAAGGAGCUCGUCCUGGUCCUCCAUGGGAACAGGAGGCUGACCCACCUGAACGUGAGCUCCAACGAGCUGGGCCUCGCAGUGUCCACGAGCAUUUUCAGAACCCUGAGGCACUCGGCCUGCAACCUCAAGUACCUGUGCCUGGAGAAGUGUGAGCUGGUGGCGGCAAGCUGUCAGGACCUGGCCUCGCUCCUCGUCAGCACCCAGAGAAUGACCCGCCUGUGCCUGGGCUUCAAUCGGCUGCGCGAUGACGGCGUGGAGCUGCUGGGGGCCGCCCUGGCCCAGCCCGAGUGCACUCUGCAGACGCUGGUGCUUUGGUUUUGCCAGCUCGGGGCUCCCAGUUGCAGGCACCUGUCAGAUGCUCUCCUGCGGAACAGGAGUUUGACGCAGCUGAACCUGAGCAGGAACAGCCUGGGAGAUGGCGGAGUGGCGUUGCUGUGCGAGGCCUUGAGUCGCCCAGACUGCAGUGUGCAGAACCUCAACUUGUCAGACUGCGCAAUCACAAGGCAGGGCUGCCAGGAGCUUGCGAACGCCCUCAAGCAUAACCACAACGUGCAGGUUUUGGAUCUCGGGAACAACGACCUUCAGGAUGAGGGCGUGAAGCCACUGUGUGAGGCGCUGAGACGCCCAGGGUGCACGCUGACCACGCUCGGGUUGGAGAAAUGCAGUCUGACCCCUGCCUGCUGCCAGCCUCUCUCCUCAGUUCUCAGCAGCAGCCAAAGCCUGGUUAGUCUGAACCUUCUUGGCAACGACCUGGAGGUCGAUGGGGUCAAGGUGUUGUGCUUCAAAAAGACUUGCACAGUGUAGUGAAGGGGGAGGUGCUGACGUCGCAGAAGGAGUCCUUUCUGAAAAUGAAGUGUACCUGGGAUUUUAAUGACCCCGAGGACAGGUGGUGGUGGUGAGCCUGACCUGCCUCAGCGUCACCAGGGAGCGGGCUCAGAGUACAGCUGGCAGGAGGUCCUGACCCGUGUCUAGGUGUCCCUGUCCUCGGACUGCAUCUGUACCUGUCUCCCAAGGUCAUGAAUUGGUUUGGGCUUAAGUCUCCUUUUUGUCCUUUUGUUAUAAGAUUUUUAGUUUUUGAAGGAGUGGAGAUGAUUCAA
This is a messenger RNA of Tupaia belangeri chinensis (Chinese tree shrew), 3314 nucleotides long. It is a transcript of the gene NLRP13, whose product is annotated as NLR family pyrin domain containing 13. NCBI's taxonomy places the organism in Eukaryota, Metazoa, Chordata, Mammalia, Scandentia, Tupaiidae. Gene Ontology annotation, biological process: regulation of inflammatory response. Gene Ontology annotation, cellular component: cytoplasm. Gene Ontology annotation, molecular function: protein binding. The record is from RefSeq and is a predicted model, not a curated record.